CAGAUCCACAAGCUACCAGUCCCAAAGUAUAUAUGAACUGCUACCACCUCCUUUCCUAAACCCACCCCACCCUGAAGCCACAUGGCUUCUUUGUUCUCACAUAAGUGGAAUGCUUCAUGGAUGCGUGAAAUGCUCUGUGUUGGAUUCCAGAGUUCCUUAAAACAACAAUAAAGGGAAUGGCAUCUGAGAGGACUUUUGGAGACCCAAAACCUUAUAGAUUUGGUUUAUGUUUAUAGAUCAGGGAACGCCACAAAAAGAUGUCAUAAUAAAAAAUGAUGCACCAACUUCAUUAUUAUUAGAAAAACAUGCGGACUACAUAGCAGCUUAUGGAACAAAGAAAGAUGAUUAUGAAUACUGUAUGUCAGAAUAUUUGCGAAUGAGUGGUGUCUAUUGGGGACUGACUGUGAUGGAUCUCAUGGGGCAGCUGCAUCGGAUGAGCAAAGAAGAAAUUCUGGCAUUUAUCAAAUCGUGCCAGCGUGAAUGUGGUGGCAUAAGUGCCAGUAUAGGUCAUGAUCCUCACCUAUUAUACACACUUAGCGCUGUCCAGAUUCUAACUCUCUAUGACAGUCUCCAGGUUGUUAAUGUAAAUAAAAUUGUUGAUUAUGUAAAGAACCUACAGAAAGAGGAUGGAUCGUUUGCUGGAGACAUAUGGGGAGAAAUAGACACGAGGUUUUCCUUCUGUGCUGUUGCAACGUUGGCUCUCUUGGGGAAACUGGAUGCAAUUGAUGUGGACAAAGCAGUAGAAUUUGUGUUGUCCUGUAUGAACUUUGAUGGAGGAUUUGGUUGUAGACCAGGAUCUGAAUCUCAUGCAGGACAGAUCUAUUGUUGCACAGGAUUCCUAGCCAUAACUGGCCAGUUACACCAAAUAAACGCUGAUCUGCUAGGCUGGUGGCUUUGUGAACGCCAGUUGCCAUCUGGUGGCCUUAAUGGAAGGCCAGAGAAGUUACCGGAUGUAUGCUAUUCAUGGUGGGUAUUGGCAUCCCUGAAGAUUAUUGGCAGGUUGCACUGGAUUGACCGAGAGAAAUUGCGCAGUUUUAUCUUGGCUUGCCAGGAUGAGGAGACCGGAGGAUUUGCUGACAGGCCAGGAGAUAUGGUGGAUCCAUUCCAUACCUUGUUUGGAAUUGCUGGACUAUCAUUACUGGGAGAAGAACAAAUUAAGCCUGUGAAUCCUGUGUUUUGUAUGCCUGAAGAGGUUCUUCAAAGAAUAAAUGUACAGCCAGAACUUGUAAGCUAGGUUUUGAUGUGCACAAUUUUGCCAUACUCAGCUGCUUUGAAUUUUCUGUCAAAAGACAUUUCUAAAUGUGUUUACAUGAUAAAUUACCACUUUACUGUAAGCACUGUCAUUUUGUAUCUGGAUUGUAUCUAAAGUAAAUAAACUGAGUGUUACAUGUGCUUGAGGUUCUCAAUAACAGAUGUAGACAUAAUGUUUAAAUGUAUAUGUUUGCCUCCGGGCUCCAUUCCAGUCAAGCUACUUUGAAAUAUACUGUACUAGACACAAUAGAAGAAUACUUGAAUUGUGUGACUUGAUAUUUAUGACACAAUCAUUCACUCAUCUUGGUGACAGCAUGUACUGGACAGUGAAUUGUCCUAAGCACUGUUUCUAUCGAAAGAAAUUGACUUGCUAAUGCCAGUGACACUUUAUGCACUUGAGUUCCUGUUUAGGAUCUGACUGCUACACUUUUUUAUCCAAUUUCAAUCACAUGUUCUAGUUUUACAUAACUAGAAAUUUUAUGGUACUUUGACAACUGCUUUCUACUAGUGACAUUCAGUGAAGAUUAAUUACCAUUAACUUGUUUUGAACUAAUGGCCUUGCUGAAUUUUAGAAUUUGUUCCUUUGCUCUAAUGUAUUUAUUGUAACUGUGGCUUGAAGCCCAGUUUCAGUAGCACUUCAAAUGGUUGUAUAUAGUCAAGAAUAAAGCUAUAGAAGAAUAUUACUUUCUGCAGGAUGAAUUAUCUGCUUCCACUGGAACUCUAGAAGUGCUUCCAUUUCACAUUUGUCACAAUUGUGCAUUUGUAACUUGGCUGAAAUCUUUUGAGUAUGAAAUGGGAUUCUGCUUCAAAUAAAUUAAAGCUAAUUAUGAAGACA
Messenger RNA from Podarcis muralis (Common wall lizard), 2086 nucleotides. It is a transcript of the gene RABGGTB, whose product is annotated as Rab geranylgeranyltransferase subunit beta. The record is from RefSeq and is a predicted model, not a curated record. Lineage: Eukaryota; Metazoa; Chordata; Lepidosauria; Squamata; Lacertidae. Gene Ontology annotation, molecular function: Rab geranylgeranyltransferase activity. Gene Ontology annotation, cellular component: Rab-protein geranylgeranyltransferase complex. Gene Ontology annotation, biological process: protein geranylgeranylation.